Molecule: messenger RNA, 1262 nt
Organism: Stegodyphus dumicola
Lineage: Eukaryota; Metazoa; Arthropoda; Arachnida; Araneae; Eresidae
Gene: Brms1
Product: breast cancer metastasis-suppressor 1-like protein
Source: RefSeq, a predicted model, not a curated record
UUUUCCCUAAAUUGGAGUGUGUUUGUUAGCGAAAGUGCGUUGAUUAGAACAAAAUUGUAUGAUGUAUUGUUCCUUAGUAGCAAAUAUAUCACUUUUCAUUUAAAUUUUGUAGUAAAAUGUCUCUUUAACCGCUAAUUCGUUGAAAUAAAUUUGAAGUAUAUUUUUUUAUUACAUAUAAAAAUUCUGCAUGUUCCCUAAGUUUUAUGAAACAUUACACGUCUUGGUAUAGGACAACAACUUAACGACUAUAUCAUUAAAAUGCCUGGUGUAAAGAGUAUCCAUGAAAGUGAUAAUGAAGAUCUUGAUCAAGAAACCGCAGAAAGUGAAAAAACUAGCAACGAUGAAAGUGAUUCAACUUCAGGAUCUGGUUUAGAUGAUGAUGACAGUUCAGAAAUGGAUGAAGAGGAUUGUGAAAGAAAGCGCAAUGAAUGUUUAGCUCAGAUGGCAGAGUUAGAAAAACAGUUUGUCCACAUGAAAGAACAAUUAUAUGUAGAGAGGAAUUCACAAGUGGAAAUCCAUUUAGAGCUUGUAAAAGCGGGAACUGCUGAUGAUUACACACAACCUCUUCAAGAACUACAACAGAAUUUAAAAAAUCGCCUUGAAGUUGCAGAAAUUUUGAAGAGAUUUAAGCUUGAUAAUAUUAAUAAUAUUAGCCAGUCAGAAAUACAGGCAGCCAAGCAGAAUCUUGAAAGUGAAAAGUCCUUAUUAUGGGAUUCUAUAAAAUCUGAUCUAGAAGAAAAAAUACGAAGAUUAGAAGAGGAUCGUAAUAGCAUUGACAUUACUUCAGAUUUGUGGAAUGAGCAAGUGAAUCAUAGGAAAAACAAACGUAAAGCAGAUCCACAUUGUUUAGGAAAACGUAAAAAGCCAGUUACUGUUACAGGACCCUAUAUUGUGUACAUGCUUCAUGAGAAUGAUAUUUUAGAAGAUUGGACAACUAUUAGAAAGGCAUUAAAAGCUUCCAAACAAAGUAGUGAAUAUGAAUUCAAUGCACCCGAGCAGAGGGUUUGUGCUCGAUUUGCUGAUGGAAAAUUGCUGUUUAAAGGCGAUUCCUUUAGGAAAGGGGAAUCGGUUAUUGUAGAUGAUAAAAUUGACAGUCCAUGGCCGGCCCAGGUGAUAUCUGUAAAUACAAGUGAAGUUUUGCUACAGAAACAAGAUGGAAGUUGGAAUAGGAUAUGCAUUAGUGAUUUACAGUGUGGCAAAUACCAUAUUCGUCAUUCUAUUGCAUAAAUAGUCUGUGAUUAAUUAAAAUGAUUUGGGGAAAA